AACGGACUUUGACAGAGUGGAAGAUUAAAAAUACCAAAUGCGGCACAACACGGAGAACAGAAGCCGGAACACUCCAAAGAGGAAGAACAGAUGAUUCCCCAAUCGGUAUUUCCUGACGGUAAGAAUCAAAAUCUUCAAUUUGUGGCAACAUUAAGAACAACCUCCCAUUUUCGAAACCGCUGGUAGCAAGCCUAGAAGUGAAUUCUCUCUCAUUUUACACUUGAAAAGAUGGCCCUCUCCAUUUCCUUCUCGACGAACAUCCACUGCCCAUCUUCUCCGAUUUGCAGAUCAAUUUCCUCUCUCAAUCCAUGCGUCGGUGUUCUUUUUAACGCUAGGAGAGAUUACAAUCGUGGAUUUCCGCUAAUUGGAUCAUUGGACACCAAAUUGGCAAAAACCAGGGCUGCUUUGUCUGAAAUUUCUUACCGCAAGCAGUACCCAAAAGUGGGUGCCAAAUCCGUUGGACCCAUUCCACCUGCCCAGCUAAUUCAAGUCGUUGAGAAUGCUGCCAAGACUGGUGCCGAGGUGGUGAUGGAUGCUGUUAAUAAGCCUCGAAAUAUCGAAUAUAAAGGACUGACGGACUUAGUAACCGAAACAGAUAAAAUGAGUGAGGCUGCUAUUCUUGAAGUUGUUAGAAAGAAUUUUAAAGAUCACCUCAUCCUCGGAGAAGAGGGAGGGGUUAUAGGAGAUUCGUCAUCUGAUUAUCUUUGGUGCAUUGAUCCGUUAGAUGGAACAACAAAUUUUGCACACGGCUAUCCUUCCUUUGCGGUUUCUGUCGGAGUUUUAUUUCGGGGAAAUCCUGCUGCUGCAGCCGUGGUAGAGUUCGUUGGAGGCCCUAUGUGUUGGAACACUCGCAUAUUUACUGCAACUGCUGGUGGGGGAGCAUUCUGUAAUGGCCAAAAGAUUCACGUGAGUCAAACUAGCCAGGUGGAACGAUCUCUUCUAGUUACCGGAUUUGGAUAUGAACAUGACGAUCCAUGGUCUACAAAUAUGGAUUUAUUUAAAGAAUUCACAGAUGUCAGCAGGGGAGUGAGAAGGCUUGGUGCAGCAGCAGUCGACAUGAGCCAUGUAGCUCUAGGAAUUGUAGAAGCAUAUUGGGAGUAUCGCCUGAAGCCAUGGGAUAUGGCUGCAGGUGUUUUGUUAGUUGAAGAAGCGGGCGGAGCAGUGACUCGCAUGGAUGGUGAAAAGUUCAGUGUAUUUGAUAGAUCUGUUUUGGUUUCUAAUGGUAUCGUACAUGACAAGCUUUUGGAGAAAAUUGGUUCCGCAACAGAGAAACUAAAAGGCAAAGGAAUUGAUUUCUCAUUGUGGUAUAAGCCAGAGAACUACCAGACAGAUCUUUGAGCUGUGCCUCUCAAUAUGAGUAUCCAAGAAAUUGUUGCUUGAGUAUGGAUUGACAUAUGCUCACGCUGCUGAAAAUCAACGGAAAGGAAAGGAGGGGCCUAUAAUAAUAUAGCAACGUGUUUGUAUGUAACAUGCUGGAGGAGUAAUUUGUACUCGAGUGAUAUUCGACAUGCAUGAGGGUCCGUUUUAAGAAUCAUGGUUCAAUGAGAUGAUCCACAUUAUACUUCUAUACUUAUUAUGA
This is a messenger RNA of Cucurbita maxima (winter squash), 1579 nucleotides long. Its product is annotated as phosphatase IMPL1, chloroplastic. Gene Ontology annotation, biological process: signal transduction; phosphatidylinositol phosphate biosynthetic process; inositol metabolic process. NCBI's taxonomy places the organism in Eukaryota, Viridiplantae, Streptophyta, Magnoliopsida, Cucurbitales, Cucurbitaceae. The transcript has 11 exons. The record is from RefSeq and is a predicted model, not a curated record. Bases 229 to 1338 code for a protein of 369 amino acids. Gene Ontology annotation, molecular function: inositol monophosphate 1-phosphatase activity.